Labrus mixtus (cuckoo wrasse) is the source of this 3642-nucleotide messenger RNA. RefSeq names its product sortilin. Lineage: Eukaryota; Metazoa; Chordata; Actinopteri; Labriformes; Labridae. The transcript has 21 exons. Gene Ontology annotation, cellular component: Golgi apparatus; membrane. Gene Ontology annotation, biological process: endocytosis; Golgi to endosome transport; vesicle organization. The coding region runs from base 400 to 2814 and encodes 804 amino acids. Gene Ontology annotation, molecular function: protein binding. The record is from RefSeq and is a predicted model, not a curated record.
ACAGGUGAAACUCGACUGUGACGUUUGUUUAGUUUGUGCCAACCACGAAAUUAAAAGCGAGGGAAAACAACACAUCGAACUUCUCCAUUAACGACUUCUUUUGUUCCACCUCAUCUCACGAACGCAUCUCGAAUUGAACAGAAUCCCACGCACACCACGGGGUGUGUUUUCACCAGAUUCACCUGAGAUGUAAAUGCUCCUUGCAGCUCAGGUCACCUGCAUGCGGGCAGAAACACGCACCGCAUCACACAGCACUUUUUAUGUUAAUGACGCGUCCGAGAACGUCCCACCCACCUCCCCACUUGACUUUAGCGCAACACUAUUAACCGAGUCAGUAUCGGCAGUAAUCCUCCGGAGCUCACAUUCUUUAGUGAGAUUCUUCAGAGUUCCUCACGGAUAAUGAUCUGGAGACUGGUGGUCCUCGGUGGGCUGUGCGUUCUUGGGAGCCAGGGCCAAGCGCGCACACGUCCAAGGAGGGAAACCAGCAGCAGCAGCAGCAGCAGUUCAGCAGGUGCCUCCAGACCUUUCACCUCCUGCCGGACUCCCCUCACCCCCGCCGAGCACAAGAUUCUGGAUGAUAACACGCACGAGACCGGGUUUAACGGUGAUGACGGAUCAUAUGUCAUUCUUACAUGGGUUGGAGAUGGCACAGGAGUCGUCCUGGUCCUCUCAACAUUCAGUGCCCCUAUAGACACCUUCAUAGAGGGAGGCUCCUCAAGACUUUAUCGAAGUACCGAUUAUGGAAAAUCCUUCCACGACAUCUCCGACCGCAUCAACAACACCUUCAUCAUGGAAGAGUUCGGCGUCAGCGUUGGACCGGGAAGCUCUGUGAUUCUGACAGCAGACAUUCCGGUGGUGGACCACCGAGGCGGGAUCAUCUUCACCUCAAGGGAUGCUGGCGCCACCUUCAAGUUCAUCCAACUGCCCUUCCACCUGGCUCAGCCAAUCACGUACCACUUCCUAAAGCCGUACUACCUCGUGGCCCUCAGCAUCGACGGCGGACUGUGGCUCUCUCUGGACUUUGGCGCCAAGUGGACAAAAGUUCACGAUGGAGUGCAUUCUUUCUCAUGGGGGGCCGGCGUUAAUUUGUUCUUCAGCUUCAGUCGAACAGAAGCAGUUGACGCGGAGGAGCGAGGGGAUUUGGUCCUGAAGAGGACGACGGAUCUGGGGAAAACCUUCGCCACCAUCCACGAGGACAUCUUCAGCUUCGGCUACAUCGGAGCGUUUCUCUUCUUCUCUGUGAUGGAAGAUCCCAGAUCCCCACGGGUCAUGUACUUCUCUUCAGACCAGGGCGACACCUUCAGCCGGGCGCUGCUGCCUUCGGCCUCAACAGAGCAGUUUUACUCCAUCCUGGACGGCGAUGAAGAAAUGCUCUUCAUGCAUGUGGACAACCCCGGAGACACCUUCUUUGGGACCAUGUACACGUCAGACGACCGGGGCAUCUUGUUCUCCAAAUCCCUGGAGCGCCAUCUAUUUGACGGGCAGAGGAAAAGCGACUUCACCAACAUCACUUCCCUGAGAGGAGUCUACCUCACAAACAAACUGGACGAGGAUGGCCGUAUCAGAUCCGUCAUUUCCUUCAACCGAGGACGAACAUGGAGGCAACUUAAAAAACCCGACAAUGUGGAAUGUGCACAGCAAGUGAAGAAUUGUAACCUUCAUAUUCAUGGAGAGCACAGUCGCAACAACCGCAUUGUUCCCAUGUUAGCGCUGUCUGAGCCCACUGCUAUCGGUCUGGUGAUCGCACAUGGUACUGUCGGUGACUCUCUGUCAUCUUCGCAGCACCCAGACGUCUUUGUCUCCUCAGACGGGGGUUAUAACUGGAGGGGGACGCUGAGGGGGACCCACCACUACAGCAUACUGGACUCUGGGGGUCUCAUUGUGGCUGUGGAGGCCCAGCAUGAAGGACAAGUCAAGACAAUCAAGUUCUCCACAGACGAGGGCCAGUGCUGGAAGUCGUACAACUUCACCGAGCAGCCGUUCUUCUUCGCGGGUCUGGCAUCAGAGCCGGGGACCAAGGCGAUGAAUGUCAGCGUGUGGGGCUUCAGACCCGAAGAGGACGGCCAGCCCAUGUGGGUCACCAUCACCAUCGACUUCCAGAGCCUCAUUACAAGACAAUGUAAUGACCAGGACUACGAGAAGUGGUUGGCUCAUUCUACAGACGGGGGAGACUUGGAGAGAAACGGCUGCGUGUUGGGCGUCAAAGAGACGUACAGGAGGCUGAAGAAACAAUCGGUGUGCAGAAACGGGAAAGGCUUUGUGGUGAGCAAGAAGCAAAGCCCCUGUUUGUGCACCAGAGAAGAUUACUUAUGCGACUAUGGCUACUACCGACAUGUGAACACCUCCGAGUGUGUGAGACAAUCGAGCGCUCCAAAUAAAACCUUGGAGCUCUGUCUGAAUGGAGAGGAGGACGAGCUUUUCACAGCAGGGUACCGUAAGGUCCCUAGUGACAGAUGUGAGGGGGGAUUCUCGCCUCAGCUCGCCGAGCAGACAGUAAUCAGACCGUGUGGGGUUAAACCCAGUCCUGGUCCGCCUUCCAGGUCCUCAUUUCCAAUCACACACUUUGACACACCGCGAGAGCGGCUGGUGUUGAUCCUAGUGUGCGCAGGAGCCGGAGCAAUUGUCCUGAUCGCUAUUGUUUCCGCUGUCCUGGCUGUCAAGAGGGUGGUGUACAGAAACAGGGUACCAGCGUAUCGUUUCUCCAACCUUCAGAUUCAGGAUGACGAAAACGGCAUCACAGCAGAUCUCCAGAGUGCCGUCAGCAAUAAUGGCACCACCUGCCACCUGGACUCAGACGAUGAUCUUCUCCAGUGACACAAAACACCGUGUGAUGGAUGAAAUAAAUUCAAAUUGAAACCAGUUGUGCUUUAAACGAACUUGUUAGACGUAUCCCUGAUAUUUUCAUGGGAGUUGCUUUCUUGAGAAUUUGAUUGACACAUAACAGAAUGUCUUAAUUUAUUGAGCUUACUUCAAGUCAUGGCUUUACAUAGCUAACUCUUUGAUUUGUACAGUGUGUUUUAAGUCUAGUCUGUGUUGUACCACUUUUUUUUUUUUACUUUCUGUUCAAUGUGAAAACAAGACAAACCUGAACUAGUGCCUUUUGUUAAAACGCUGAAAAUGACCACAUUGUGUAUGAUUUCCAUUGUGUAAUUUAUAUUUUAAAAUAAUCUUUGGUUUCAAUCCACUAUGAAUUUUUUUUAAGCAUCUGUCCAUAAGAAGACCGGUGGCGCUGUAACGUGCCGUAUCUGUUUUUAAAAGAACAGAGAAGAAGAAGAAAAUGAGGCUGUCGGUGGGACAGAAACAAAGAUAGGAUAUUAAUAUGAUGUCCAACUCUUGAAAAAAAAAAUGUACCACUGCUUGACUUACUUACUGUUAAGUUUUUAAGAUGUAUGUCAGGCAAGUUGGCAACUGUAAAUUUAAGAUUAAUAAAUUGACUACAAACUGCAAAACUAAUACAGUACUAUAAAACUCACGAAAUAUAAUUGAGUUUAGUGAAUGAAUCUGUUGAGGAAGUUGUUCAUUUCUUUAACGAAAAUAUAGUUAAAACCAGUUUGAGAAAACAAAGAAUCCAUGUAUGCAUAGUCGUUUUUUAUUUGAUGAAAAUCGGAAAUGUCUGCUCAUUAAAAUACUUUGAAGUUUGAA